UCCUCACAUAUGCUGCUUGACACAGACGAGUGCAGCAAUGGUCCUGCAGCAGCCCAGCAUAGUGCAGGCCAGACAGCCCACUGCCAUCACUGUUCACUUUGUUGACAAGGGCUCUGGCUUGGUGCUUAAUGGCCUGGCUUUCAAGGGCCAGACAUUUGUGGGCAAACUGCUGGCAAAGACUGCUGAGGGACACUUUGAGGUUAUCCAGAGCAGCACAAGGAUGGCCAAGGAAAUCCUUCUCAAAUACCCAGAGAUCCUCCAUGCCGCUCACCCCUUCUUCCUCUCCCUCAAGUUUGUGGGUGCUGGUGGCUCUCUCCUGGAUGGAGCAGUUUUCAUGGAUCAAAAGAUAUUGAUUGAGAUACUGGGGAGGGAUGUGAGUGCAUGCCCAAGGAGAAGGCCCAGAUCUUUAAGAGGAUCUAUUUACCCAAGAACAACUUGUCAACAAUUCCUGUAGAUGUCAUCAUCAGUGAGGUCAGUGUUAGAUACCAACUUGCUGCUCAGGUGUCUGUUGUACCUGCUGGCUGGCAUCUCCACUUUGUCUCUCCUGGUAACCAAUUCUGCUUGGUGGUGUUUCCUGAAAAUUUGGAUAUCCAGGAGAACUCUGUCACCAAGAACGUGCAAAUGAAUGUCAUUGGGUGGCUGACGGCAGCUCCUCAAGUGAACCCAGAGAUCACUGGGCUAAAGUAAAGCAUGAUGGGUGCCUUGGAGAAGCUAUACCUUGAGUUGAAGGCUGCAGUCACCAUCAGGAAAGAGCAAAGCUGCAACAAGUCAUCCAAGUACUUUGUCAAGAAGGUUUAUGUUUAUUUUGUCAAGAAGGUUUAUGUUGAAGGCAACCUCCUGCACUGCUCUCAGGAGAGCAAUGGGACUCAUGACCGCCUCCAAGACCCACAGAGGAUUGGAAGGCAUAAAUUCAAUCUUGGAUAACUAUUGACAUUUAAAACUGGUGACUCCACUUGUCAGAUUGUAGGUGGGAAAGUUUAAAGGGUUAAUUGAUGGGAACAUUGUUGAUCUUAAUUCUUUUUUGGUAAAGUACUGUAAAUCACUUGCAUGUGAAAUUUCAAAUGGAUGAAAUAGCAUGAAUGGUAUUGUAGUUGAAUUGUUCUUUGUAGCUGGAAAAAAAAAUUAGGGUUGAUUGAUGGGGAAACUAUUGUUCAAAAUCCUUUUAUUGUAAACUAGAUCAUGUACAUAGUUGUUUAAUUUUUUUGGAAGUGAAAUAACAUGAAUGAUAUUGUAGUUGUUUGUGUUGUACUAUGGGUAAACCACUGGAAAAAGUGUAGUAGUUAUGAACAAAAUUGGAUUAACUAAACAUCACUGAGGUUGUAGUUGUGAAAUUUUGUAAAUUAAUGUAAACAAUGAAAUACUUACUUAAUCUUAUAUUAUUAGGAGUCAUUGGAAAUUAGCUAAAAUAAACACCAUUAUAUCAUCAUAA
Messenger RNA from Scylla paramamosain (green mud crab), 1429 nucleotides. RefSeq lists its product as uncharacterized. The record is from RefSeq and is a predicted model, not a curated record. Bases 38 to 454 code for a protein of 138 amino acids. Lineage: Eukaryota; Metazoa; Arthropoda; Malacostraca; Decapoda; Portunidae. The transcript has 8 exons.